UAGCGUUGCCGUAUCGCAGCCAUGCGCUUGCCCAUUCGAAUUAAACAAUCAAUUUCGGGUCAAUUUAAGUAUUUUGCCUCCUAAAUGGAUGAUCCAUCCGCCACGCUUUUGCCCGGAGAACCGAAAGAUUUGCUGGCGGCGCGAGAUGCGGAGCUGAAGAAGGUGCUCAAGCUGAAGCUAGUGCUGGACGAGCUGCGACGCCUGGAUGUGGGGCCAAAUCCGAGUACGGAAAUCAAAAGAGCCCUCAAAUUGGUUUCCAUUGGAAGCUAUGGGCGACUUGGCGAGAUCGAGGGAGCUGGUCAGGAGCAAGUGCUUGGUCUUCAGAGUGGCAGUAGUGUUCCGCCUUUGAAUUACACGGAUCGCAAGACGGUGCGCAACAAAUUAUCCGCUCAACUACGUGCAACUUUGCAACCCAUUGCCGAAUUGUGUGACAGAAUACGCGACGAGUUUCCAGAUGCCUUUAGCCAGGAGGCGGAUUUAAGUGGAGAACAAAAAGAGAUUCUGCGCCUGGAGGAAGAGCAUCGCAGCAGUCUGGAGAAAUUGGUUGGGCUCCUCACUCGUAAGUGCGCCCUUCUUAAGGAGACCGCCGAAUUGAAAUUGGGGCCGCAAUUGGCAAACGAACUGAAAUUGCAACAGGCGCAGGCGCAACUCGUGCAAACAAAAGCAGAAGUCCUGCGCGGUUAUUUUGUGCAUGACGCGGCCUCUCGCACAGAAAAUAGCGUUAAGGCACACAAGGAGGUGGAGGUGCACUUGAACGAGCUUCUCGCCGCCAAGAAAUAAAUUAAGCAAACUAUAACUAUGUAAAUUAGAUUUAAAUACAUUACAAUUGUAAUUUAAA
This is a messenger RNA of Drosophila yakuba, 838 nucleotides long. RefSeq names its product augmin complex subunit dgt2 (gene dgt2). The record is from RefSeq and is a predicted model, not a curated record. Lineage: Eukaryota; Metazoa; Arthropoda; Insecta; Diptera; Drosophilidae. The coding region runs from base 85 to 780 and encodes 231 amino acids. The transcript is spliced from 2 exons.